UCAGCACCCAGCGCGCUGGAUUAUUGGUCAAAUCGGCGCGGGUGGGCGGAAGCAGAAGGUUGUUUGGCCGAUGCGGCGGCCGGCUUGGCGAAGCCGAUUGGCGGGACGGAUUGCCACCCGGCUGAUGAUUGGGCUUCUCGGAACGGGCGGGAACAGAAGAUUUUAUUGGCCGGAGGGAGUGCGGGAGCAGCGGGGUGGUGCAUUGGCAGGUCCGGCCGUCGGUCAGGGGUCGACCCUGUGCUGAUUGGUUCUCUCUGGGAUAGAGGGUGGGAGCUAAUGAAUGAUUGGCGGAGCUGACUGUCAAUCAGGGGCCCCGUUGGAGGGGGAGGGAGGAGGUUUCCGGCCGGCGGCAGACGCGCACGGAGGCAUAGAUCGAGUGAGUGAGCGGCCGGGCGGUGGAGGGCGGACAAGUGAGCCUCAGGCUUCAGUCCACAGUGCCAUGAACGGUUCCUUGACGCCCCCCCCUUCGGGGGAAUCAGAAAACCCACCCCUGGAGCCCCCAGCCUGGCAGGACUUCUGUGAGCUCCAGGCUGCCGCCGCAGCUGCCGACUUUGCCCGGCGCUGCCGGCGAUUCCUGGCCCUCCACCCCAACCAGGAGGUGCCUGGGGGGGGCUCAGCCCUCUCCCGACACUUCGUCCGCCACUUCCUGGACCGUUUCCGGCAGGAGCUGGCUGCCGGAGGAGGGGGUGCUCCCCCCUCCUCCUCCUCCCCGGCCCCCUCUCCCUCACCUUCACCCACCCCAUCCCCCUCCUCACCCCCUGCCCACCUCUCCCGUAGCACAGAGGAGUUGCCGGGCCCCCGUCCACUCUCCAAGCCCCGUCUGCGCAAACGAUUCUCCCUCAGGAGCGUCGGACGCUCGGUCAGGGGAAGUGUCAGGGGGAUUCUCCAUUGGAGGAGUGGAGGAGGAGGAGGUGGAACGGGGGCUUCCGAAGAGGAGGAGGCAUCGGAGGAGGCAGGCGGAGCGAGGGAGCCGACCUCCGAGCGCUGGUCCCACCGCCUUGAGAGGCUGAGGCUGGGCAGGAGCCCACAGCGACCCCCCGCCCUGGACCCCCGCGAGGUCAGGCGGACGGGCCUCCUCAACUACGUGGCGGCCGAGGAAGCAAUCAGCGGCGGUAGGGCACGGUGGAGUAAGUGCCGGUUGGUGCUACGUCAAGCCAGCCAGGAAGAGGGCUACCGGCUGGAGUUCUAUGUCCCACCAAAGGCCACCAAACCUCGUGUCAGUAUUCUUUGCUCCUCAAUUGUGGAUGUUAGAACGAGUACUUCCCUUGAGAUGCCAGACAAGGAGAAUACUUUUGUAUUAAAGACGGACGACCUGACGGAUUACAUCUUGGAGACAGUCGAUUCUCUGCAGAUGAAGUCCUGGCUGGCCGAUAUUCAGGAGUGCAUGAGCCCUGGAGACGGCGAGGAGCAGACAAGCCUGGGAUGUGUGAACCACUCAGAGAGUAUGCCCAGCAGAGACCUGCCCAUCCUGCCCUGCAGCAGUGCAGAACAUAUCUCACAAGGUGCCUACGGUGGGCUGUCGGACCGCCCGUCCACCUCCGUCUCCCCCAGCUCUGUCUCCGUCACCCCCACCCGCUUUGGCUCACUGGAGCUCUCCCCUCCGGAGCUACCCCCCCGCAUCCCCAUCGAGGAGACGCUGGAGAGGUUACAGACCCUCCCCACCCCACUCCCGGACACCCCCGACACAGCAGGCUCACCCUUCAUUUUCCAGAUCGACCAGGACCUGGGGGAGGGAGAUCACCCUCUCUCUGAGUACCCCUGGUUCCAUGGGACCCUCUCCCGCCUGAAGGCCGCACAGCUGGUGUUGGCGGGGGGAGUCAACAGCCACGGCGUCUUCCUGGUGAGACAGAGUGAGACCCGGAGAGGAGAGUACGUCCUGACCUUCAACUUCCAGGGCAAGGCCAAGCACCUCCGCCUCUCCAUCAACGAUGAGAACCAGUGCCGUGUGCAACACCUCUGGUUCCAGACCAUCUUUGACAUGCUGGAACACUUCCGUGUCCACCCCAUCCCGCUGGAAUCCGGCGGCUCCAGUGACGUGACGCUGGCCAGCUACGUGGUGUCCUGCCAGCGGUCCCACGAAAUGAGCACCUUUCAUAGCCCAGCUCCCCCACCCCUGCCACCAGCCCCUGCCUCCCGGCACCAGAGCACUGAGGAAGGGGGCACUAGCCGCUCCUGGUACAGCCCGGGAGCUUCGCCACCCCCUCCUGCCCGCCCACCCCCCCCACCCUGCUCCCCCUCUCCUCCGAGAGGCCCACCCCUCCCCCAGGAGGGGGCAGAGGGGGGGGAGGGGGAGGAGGAGGUUGGGGGUGAGGCGUCGGGGAGAGGGGAUGGGGAUGAGGGUGAGGAGGAGGAAGUGGAAGGGAGGACGGAACGGAUUUCCUGCUGCCCCCCACCUCCGGAUUCAUCCCGGGAGCGCAGACCUCCGCUGCAGCCCCUCUCUGCUGCGGAGGAGCCGCAGGAAGGGGGCCACACUCGGGCCGUGGACAACCAGUACUCCUUCAUCUGAGGG
Mobula hypostoma (lesser devil ray) is the source of this 2509-nucleotide messenger RNA. RefSeq names its product SH2B adaptor protein 1 (gene sh2b1). Gene Ontology annotation, cellular component: plasma membrane. The transcript is spliced from 9 exons. The record is from RefSeq and is a predicted model, not a curated record. NCBI's taxonomy places the organism in Eukaryota, Metazoa, Chordata, Chondrichthyes, Myliobatiformes, Myliobatidae. Gene Ontology annotation, biological process: intracellular signal transduction. Bases 281 to 2506 code for a protein of 741 amino acids. Gene Ontology annotation, molecular function: transmembrane receptor protein tyrosine kinase adaptor activity.